AUGGCUGAUAAUUGUAUGAGCCUUGGAAGUCUUCUUCAUGAAUUGGGACAUACCAUUGGAUUUUUUCAUGAGCACACACGUCCAGACCGUGAUGAUUACGUAGAAGUCAUCAGAGAUAAUAUUAUGACUGGUGAAGAACAUAACUUUGAUAAAGCAUCAAAAGACGAAUCCACUACAUUGGGGCAGGCUUAUGAUUACAGUUCUAUAAUGCACUAUUCAAGCAACGGUUCUUCAAAAAGACGUCAUUUAAACGUACUACAACCCUUAAUGAAAAUUAAUGGCAAGUUGCCGAUUCUUGGUCAAAGAAAUGGUCUCAGCCGAGGCGAUAUUAUGGCAGCAAAUCUUCUGUACCACUGUCAGCAAUGCGGUGGAACUUUAUUUGAGCCUGAAGGUAUUUUCAGCUCUCUGAUACAAGGAGGUACAUCGGACAUAAAGCUUGGUGUUGAACAUUGCCAAUGGACAAUCAGAGCACCUGAAGGACAUCGAAUAAAACUUUUAAUCAAAUCAUUGAAUAAUCGUGAAAGCUUCGAUUGUUCAACGAACUAUCUGGAAGUUCUAAAUGGCUACGGGAAAAACAAAGUUGUCAUCGCUCAUUAUUGUGGAAAAUACGAAACAACCCUGACAGUUAAUAGUAAUAUUGUGCAAAUAUUAUCAGCAAGAACUCAAGUUGAAUAUGAUGAGCCGACUUUUAUAAUCGAGUACGAGGCCGUGUGCAGUAAUGAUAUCUACAUUGAAUAUAAUGAUACAUUUUACUUCGAAUCACCAAAUUAUCCGGAACAGUAUGGACCCAACAAACUGUGUUAUUGGUACAUUACUGCACCAGAGGAUCAUUUUAUAUCAAUAACGUUCUAUCAUUUUGAGUUACAAGAUAGUCCAGGUUGCAUAAGUGAUGUUUUGGAAGUACGAGAAGGUGAUAAUUUUCAGGCUCCAAAUAGUAGAAUUUAUUGCGGAAAAAUCGACAAUUUAGAAAUAUCGUCAAUGGGACGACUUAUGCUGCUCAAAUUUGUCACCGAUGAAUCGAAUAACGGAAAUGGAUUCUCUGCUGUCAUUACUGGGCGACCGAAGAAUGACCACAAUUGA
Molecule: messenger RNA, 1080 nt
Organism: Microplitis demolitor
Lineage: Eukaryota; Metazoa; Arthropoda; Insecta; Hymenoptera; Braconidae
Product: bone morphogenetic protein 1-like
Exons: 4
Coding region: 1-1080 (359 amino acids)
Biological process (GO): proteolysis
Molecular function (GO): metalloendopeptidase activity
Source: RefSeq, a predicted model, not a curated record